Molecule: messenger RNA, 2258 nt
Organism: Ornithorhynchus anatinus (platypus)
Lineage: Eukaryota; Metazoa; Chordata; Mammalia; Monotremata; Ornithorhynchidae
Gene: PFKFB2
Product: 6-phosphofructo-2-kinase/fructose-2,6-biphosphatase 2
Exons: 15
Coding region: 195-1574 (459 amino acids)
Biological process (GO): fructose metabolic process; fructose 2,6-bisphosphate metabolic process
Cellular component (GO): cytosol
Molecular function (GO): fructose-2,6-bisphosphate 2-phosphatase activity; 6-phosphofructo-2-kinase activity; ATP binding
Source: RefSeq, a predicted model, not a curated record
GCUUCCUCCCCCUCUUCCCCCCCCCGCUCGGCUACCGGGCUUGGCGGGGGAAAAGCUGGGCUGUCGGCGGCAGCUCUGCGCAGUGAGCUGCUGCUCCUCCUCCUCUUCCUCCUGCAAUCUGGGGCUGAGGCUCGGAGUUUUUCUAGAACCUCCUGAAGAUCGUGGGCAGCAGAGCGAGCGGGAGUCUCGGGAUCAUGUCUGGAAAUCCGACCGUUGGCUCAGAGCAAAACAACAACAGCCAUGAAAACAAGGCCCCCAAUCUGCGGACGUCUGAGAAGAAGUGCUCAUGGGCAUCCUACAUGACCAACUCCCCAACUCUCAUCGUUAUGAUCGGCCUGCCCGCCCGGGGCAAGACCUAUGUGUCGAAGAAGCUUACCCGCUACCUCAACUGGAUUGGUGUGCCCACCAAAGUGUUCAACUUGGGGGUGUACCGGCGCCAAGCGGUCAAGUCUUACAAGUCCUACGACUUCUUCCGGCACGACAACAAGGAGGCCAUGAAGAUCCGAAAGCAGUGUGCCCUGGUGGCUCUGGAGGACGUGAAGGCGUAUUUCACUGACGAUGGUGGGCAGAUUGCGGUGUUCGAUGCCACCAACACCACCCGAGAGAGGAGAGACCUCAUCUUGAAUUUUGCCCAGGAGAAUGCUUUCAAGGUGUUCUUUGUGGAGUCUGUUUGCGACGAUCCCGAUGUCAUUGCUGCCAACAUCCUGGAAGUGAAGGUGUCCAGCCCCGACUACCCUGAGAGGAACCGGGAGAAUGUGAUGGAAGAUUUCCUGAAGAGGAUUGAGUGCUACAAGGUCACUUACCAGCCCCUUGACCCCGACAACUAUGACAAGGACCUGUCCUUCAUCAAGGUAAUGAACGUGGGGCAGCGGUUCUUGGUCAACCGGGUGCAGGACUACAUCCAGAGCAAGAUCGUCUACUACCUCAUGAACAUCCACGUGCAGCCGCGCACCAUCUACCUGUGCCGCCACGGGGAGAGCCAGUUCAACCUCUCGGGCAAGAUCGGGGGCGACUCCGGCCUCUCUCCUCGGGGGAAGCAGUUUGCCCAGGCCCUGCGGAAGUUCCUAGAGGAGCAGGAGAUCACUGACCUGAAAGUGUGGACAAGCCAGCUGAAGAGAACCAUCCAGACCGCCGAGUCUCUGGGUGUCACCUAUGAACAGUGGAAGAUCCUGAACGAAAUCGAUGCCGGGGUGUGCGAGGAGAUGACCUAUGAGGACAUCGCAAAGCAGUACCCAGAGGAGUUCGCUCUGCGGGAUCAAGAGAAAUACCUCUAUCGUUAUCCCGGCGGGGAGUCAUACCAAGAUCUGGUGCAGAGGCUGGAGCCAGUCAUCAUGGAGCUGGAACGCCAGGGCAACGUGCUGGUCAUCUCCCACCAGGCCGUCAUGCGCUGCCUCCUGGCCUACUUUCUUGACAAGAGUGCAGAUGAACUGCCCUACCUGCAUUGCCCACUCCACACCAUCUUCAAACUGACCCCCGUAGCCUAUGGCUGCAAAGUGGAGGUGAUUAAGCUGAAUGUGGAGGCUGUGAACACUCAUCGUGACAAACCAACCGUGACGGCCAGGCUGGCCAUUUGAAGGAGCCACGUCCCCAUCUCUCCCCCACUCCCACCCUCCACCGGGUUGCUGAUGACAAGGAAGCAGAGGUCAGACCUUUUCGGGGGACAGGGACCCACCGUGGAGCUCAGAAUGUCGGCACCUUCACUCGGACGAACACCAGAGAAGAAGCCAGUUGGUCCCUGGAGGCCCAAAGCUGGUGUCUCAACCCGAAACCCCAUUUCUCCCCUUCUUUUUCUCCUCCUCCCCCCAUCAUAAAACGAGCUCUCACACAGACUGAGGCACUCCAAACCUCAGGGCCUGAGGCCCUGAUUCUCCACCCUAUCUUGUCUCAUCCUAAUCCACCCCCUGUCCCUCAGCAGCAUCUUCCCUGGGAAGAAUUUCUGUGACUUUGCUUUCCAUGUUCCAUUUUCUGACCCUCCUUGCCUCACAUUGGCAGCCUUUGCUGGCUCCUCCAUCUAAUACGCAAUUGCAUCUACAUCGUAUCAUUCCUUUAGAAUGUACUGGUUUCCGGCUCGUCUCUCGAGGAAGAGAGGGAACCCCCAGCUGUGCACUUAAGAGGUGUAUGAUUGGAAUAUGGAUGCGCCCCUAUCUGAUCUACCUCCAUCUAGUUGAAGGUUUUGAUUUACCACAUGCUAAUGAGCCAUGUCCUCUGAUUGAUAUCUGCCAGUCAUAUGACCUGAUAAAAAAAAUGUCUGAAACAAA